UUAAUUUCCUGCGCCACCUAAACUGGCCUGGACCGGCACCCCAAUUUUCCAAACAGGAGCUUCCCAUCAGGCCUUACUUGGUAAAAAAUCCUUCAAGUAGCUUUCUAUGACGGGAAGAUGUGAAAUGCAUGACAAAUUAUACCAUUAGACUACUUCCACGUCUCUCCCUCUCUCUGUCUCUCUGCAAAAUGGUUUUACAUCUCUCUCCAAGCUUCUGCCUAUUCAUCAUCACCAUAAUCUUCAUCAUAGUCCAUGUUCCAGCAUCUGUGUCAGCCACUAAUGCGAAAUAUGAAAAUUGCAGCGCCCCUUUUCGCUGUGCAAACUUGGAGAAUGUUUCAUACCCCUUCUGGGGAGCGAGUAGGCCAGAGUAUUGCGGGCACCCGGGUUAUGAAUUGGACUGCCCUGGCGAGUUUGCGGCGGUUACCAUCUUGAAGAUAAACUACAGAGUGUUCGAAGUCAAUUACGCUUCUCGAACUCUCACUGUUGCUAGGGAAGAUUACCGGGAUAACAUUUGUCCCUCAAAGCUUGUAGACGGUUCUAUAGAUUUCAGCCUCUUUAAUUAUACUUCUGAUGCAGAAAACAUAACGCUGUACUAUCGUUGCCCUGCUCUGUUGGAAGAUAUUUCGGCCGAGCUGCUUCCCUUUCAGUUUAACUGCAGCUCGGCAGAUAAAAACACCUAUAAUUACUUUUCCAUAUGGGGCAGCGAUAGAGUCAAUAGUAGCAUGGCUGAAGCCAUUUGUAGUUACCUCAGCAGUUGUGAUACCAACGUUACGAUUCCGGUGGGACAAACAGCAUUUACGACCAUGGAGAGAAAUCCAACUUCGGUGAAUCUGAUGGAAGCUCUUAGGGAGGGUUUUGGGUUGCAAUGGUUCACAAAUGAUAGCUUGUGUGACCAAUGUCAAGGUUCAGGUGGGCUGUGUGGAUAUGACUCUGAUACUGGCAGUUUCACUUGCCAUUGUCCCGAUAAGUCUUAUCCAGCGCAUUGUCCCUCUAAAGGUGGAGGGGAAACGAAAGCAAAAUCUCUUAAAGCAGGAAUUAUAGCUAGUGUCGUGGGGAUUAUAAUUAUCCUCUCAAUGGUUGGCCUGGGGCUAUUGUGGAAGAAGAUAACAGAAGAUGAUCAAAGCACGGAGGCCAUUAUUAGAAAUUGCGGAUCGCAUGCUCCACAAAGAUAUAAAUUUUCUGAUGUUAGAAAUAUUACAAAAUCAUUCAGCGAGAAACUUGGUCAAGGAGGCUAUGGUAAUGUUUACAAAGGAAAACUGCCCGAUGGUCGUCUUGUGGCAGUGAAGAUCUUGAAGAAAUCUAAGGGCAAUGGAGAGGAGUUCAUCAACGAGGUGGCUAGCAUGAGUAGAACAUCCCAUGUAAAUAUAGUAAGUCUUCUGGGUUUUUGCUUUGAGAGGAAUAAAAGAGCUUUAAUCUAUGAAUUCAUGUGCAAUGGAUCUUUAAAUAAGUUUAUAUGUGAUGGAGAAUCUUCGACUACAAAUUGCAAUUUGGAGUGGAAAACACUAUAUCAAAUCGCAAUUGGCAUUGCCAGAGGACUAGAAUACUUGCACAGAGGUUGUGAUAUAAGAAUUGUGCAUUUUGAUAUAAAACCUCACAACAUUAUUUUAGAUGAGGACUUUUGUCCAAAAAUUUCUGAUUUUGGGCUGGCUAAACAAUCCAACCAGAAAAACAGUAUCAUGUCAAUGUUAAACACAAGAGGAACAGUAGAAUAUAUUGCACCAGAAAUGUUCUAUAGAACCUUUGAAGGAGUAUCUUACAAAUCUGAUGUCUACAGUUAUGGAAUGAUGAUUUUAGAAGUAGUUGGAGCAAGAAAGAAUAUUGGUUUCAGGGUAUCACACACAAGUGAAAUAUAUUUUCCAGAUUCAAUUUAUAACCUUCUUGAACUGGGUAACGAUUUUGGACUUCCAGGCAUUGUCACUGAAGAGGAAAAACAGACAGCAAGAAAGAUGAUACUGGUGAGCUUGUGGUGCAUUCAAACCAAUCCAUCUGAUAGACCAUCAAUGACCAAAGUUGUGGAGAUGUUGGAAGGUAGGCCAGAAAAUUUACAAAUUCCACCAAAACCUUAUUGGUCGUCCCCACCAAGAUCCCCCAAACUUUCUUUGCUGGCAUCUUCGUCAGCACAGCUUGCUUCAGAAUGUGAGUGAAAUGUAUUAAAUUUUGAAAACAGAAGAUGUGCCUUGAUCUGUACGUUUGGACAACGACAGUUGUUUUCUUUUAAUGCUAAUAUCAUAUUUAGUUUUUUAA
Mangifera indica (mango) is the source of this 2244-nucleotide messenger RNA. Its product is annotated as LEAF RUST 10 DISEASE-RESISTANCE LOCUS RECEPTOR-LIKE PROTEIN KINASE-like 2.1. The transcript has 3 exons. Gene Ontology annotation, biological process: protein phosphorylation. The coding region runs from base 129 to 2144 and encodes 671 amino acids. NCBI's taxonomy places the organism in Eukaryota, Viridiplantae, Streptophyta, Magnoliopsida, Sapindales, Anacardiaceae. The record is from RefSeq and is a predicted model, not a curated record. Gene Ontology annotation, molecular function: polysaccharide binding; protein kinase activity; ATP binding.